GUGACAGGAGGCCGAGGUGGCGGGCACGGGGGGCCAUGGUAGCGGCGCUGAAGCGCGCGCCUAGCUUUGAAUGAAGGGCGCUCGCGCUUGGAGAGGGAAGCGGCUCUGGGUGCGGCAGCGCGCGCCACCCUUGGCUCGAGCUGCCUUGCGCCCUCCGGAGCCCCCUCCCUUCUGGGCAGGCAAAGUUUCUCGCCAUGGCCAUCACACAGUUCCGGCUCUUUAAAAUUUGUACUUGCCUGGCAGCAGUGCUGUCCUUCAUUAAGAGGCUAAUAUGCAGGUCUGGAAGAGGACGAAAGUUAAGUGGAGACCAAAUAACUUUGCCAACUACAGUGGAUUAUUCAUCUGUUCCUAAACAGUCUGAAGUAGAAGAUUGGACUUCAUGGGAUGAAGAAGCACCAACCAGUGUGAAGAUUGACGGUGGUAAUGGGAAUGUAGCCACACAACAGAAUGCUUCAGAACAACUGGAGCCCGAUUAUUUUAAGGACAUGACGCCAACUAUAAGGAAAACACAGAAAAUUGUUAUUAAAAAAAGAGAACCUUUAAAUUUUGGGGUCCCAGAUGGAAAUGCAGGAUUUUCUAGUAGAUUAGCAGCUACACAAGAUAUUCCUUUUAUUCCCCAGUCUCCUGAAUUGGGAGACUUGGAUACCUGGCAGGAAAAUACUAACGCCUGGGAAGAAGAGGAAGAUGCUGCCUGGCAGGCAGAAGAAGUUCUUAGGCAGCAGAAGAUAGCAGAAAGGGAAAAGAGAGCAGCAGAACAACAAAGGAAGAAAAUGGAGAAAGAGGUACAAAGGCUAAUGAAGAAAGAGCAGAACAAAAUUGGUGUAAAACUAUCCUAACACAAGCAGUUCUAGGAUGACUGUACCAGCAGGAAGGAGAAUUCCAGUUUUACGACAUAAAGCAUCAUUUGUAUUGAUUUAAGUAUUUUUAGAACUCAACUCACUGCUUGAUUUUAAUGCAUUCUUCAGGCCAUCUUGGAAGCCAGAAUUCUUCCAUAAAGUAUCUUGAACUAUUAGUAGAUGGAUCUUAAAAAUAAAACACCGACCCUGCAAAUCAUACCUUGAUGGAACAAUGUUUUCUGCAAUAGCCCUAUCCCAGCACCCCCCUUAUACAAGAACAGUGAUUGCUGCAGUGACAGUCUGAUGAUGGGGACAUAAACUCUUAACAGAUGGUUGAAGCUUAAAGAAAAACGGGUGUAAAUAAUUCAGUGGUGGGAAAUCUACUGUACCAUCUAUUAUGCUUAUCUGAAACAUGUAAUUAAAUAAUUUUAAAG
This is a messenger RNA of Emys orbicularis (European pond turtle), 1270 nucleotides long. It is a transcript of the gene EBAG9, whose product is annotated as estrogen receptor binding site associated antigen 9. Gene Ontology annotation, cellular component: secretory granule. The record is from RefSeq and is a predicted model, not a curated record. The transcript is spliced from 7 exons. The coding region runs from base 195 to 836 and encodes 213 amino acids. Lineage: Eukaryota; Metazoa; Chordata; Testudines; Emydidae.